Molecule: messenger RNA, 1914 nt
Organism: Pseudogymnoascus verrucosus
Lineage: Eukaryota; Fungi; Ascomycota; Leotiomycetes; Thelebolales; Thelebolaceae
Exons: 1
Coding region: 254-1678 (474 amino acids)
Molecular function (GO): hydrolase activity
Source: RefSeq, a predicted model, not a curated record
CGCUGUAAAAUAAACAGCCCUUCUAGCUAUUACUUUGGAAAACAAGAAGCAUUAUACAGCUAUAAUGUUUUGUAUUGUUUAAUUUUAAAAUUUCAUUUUCUUACUUCUCGACGGCUUAAAUUUCCUCCGCCCAUCUUGGCAUGACGGCUUCCCAUUUCCUUCAUUUCGUUGAUGAAGCGCCUCCUGACUUCCUGGGGAUCAAUCACUAACACCAAUAUUCUGCUGCUGUUUAGCAGCAUCAUUUGAACACGCGAUGAACUCGCCAUUAGCUAUCCUGAAGUUCCUCGUUCUUAAAACACCAUUUAUCCUGAAAACUGCACUGUUCCACGUCUUCUCGCUGUCACCAACUGCCUCAAAAUGGGACCUCCGCACCGCCUUUGUCGUUAACAUCAUUCGUGAGAUGUUGACUAACUCCCCUCCAUCGACAAUAUCCAAGCAGCAAGAGGGUACGCUGAGGGACCCCGGAAUCAAAGGCAAGAUGUGGGUCAGCAAAGUCGCCAUGCCAGCCCCGUCGGAAGAUGCGCUGCUGGAUCUGUUGGUCAGCACAAUCGACGCGCUCAAGCAGGAGGAUGAGUCGUACUCUAGGCCGGCUCUUGUGCCAGUCGAGGCAGAAUGGACAGGUUACCGUGCAGACGUCGCAGAUAACGCACCCGAGCCAUCAAUUUCAGAAGCCGAGAAGUACGAGAACAUGAUGAAGGAGGUCACCACCGAUGUCACUUUACUCUACUUCCACGGCGGAUCACUCUAUCUGAUGGAUCCCUGCACGCAAAGAUCAGCAGUAUCGAAAUACAGCAAAAUCACGGGAGGCCGAGUGCUCUCUGUGCGCUACCGCCUUGCUCCACAGAACCCCUUCCCGGCCGCACUACUCGAUGCAUUCGUCAUCUAUCUAUCCCUUCUCUACCCACCAGCCAGUGCGCUCCACAAGCCGGUUCCGGCAUCCCAAAUAGUCUUUGCGGGUGACUCCGCAGGCGGAAACAUCUCCGUUGUCCUUCUCCAGACCCUCCUCCAGAUCCACCGCACCGCGCCUACCGGAACCGUCCCCACCGUUCUCUUCCACGGCAAAGAGGUUGAAAUACCCCUUCCCGCCGGCCUUGCGCUCAGUUCCCCCUCUCUUGACCUCACGCGCUCCAUGCCAUCGACACAAACAAACGCAAUAUACGACUAUCUCCCCCCACCAACAGUCGCACUCACCAAAUCACCCCCCUGCGCCAUCUGGCCCGCCAAUCCACCCCGUGCCUACCUCUAUUGCGAGGGAAGCAUGCUAUGCCACCCUCUCGUGUCCCCUCUCUCUGGGGAAUCCUGGGCAGGCGCACCGCCAAUAUUCGUCGUUAGCGGCGAGGAGAUGCUGGCGGAUGAGGGGAAGGCGUUUGUGCAGAAGGCUGCGGCGCAGGGAGUUACAGUGGUCUGGGAGCAGUAUGAGGCGAUGCCGCAUUGCUUCUCGUUGCUUUUGGAGGGCAACCCGGUGGGUGCGAUGAGUUUCGAUUCUUGGGCUGAAUUUGUGAAGAUGGCAGUGCAAAACCCGGCGGAGAUUAUGACGAAGGCGGAUUUUAUCACGGCGAAAGCUUUGGUUAGGCAGCCAGUGGAUAUUGGCAAAUUAAUGGAGAUGAGUGAUGAGGUUAUCCUGGGGCGUAUGAGGAAGUCGAGGCAGGAGAUAAUUGAGCGCGCUGCCACGAAUUAAUGAAGUGGCAUAGGUCUCAAUUAUAUGUAUAACUCUCUCUCUACUAUUUGUUGUACUUUAUUAUACCCAUUAGCUUUGCCUAAACUUUAUUAUCGACGCAGAUGUGUUGAGAUUGACACAAGGCUUUGUGCAAGACACAUCAAAUGUAUUGCGCAUAAAUGAUUUACAUCAAGGAGGAUACAAUUUGAUUCUAUGAAAACGUUAAUAAAUAAAUUCUAAAAGUAAUGUAGUUGGGG